Messenger RNA from Bombus pyrosoma, 1395 nucleotides. Its product is annotated as odorant receptor 4-like. Lineage: Eukaryota; Metazoa; Arthropoda; Insecta; Hymenoptera; Apidae. The coding region runs from base 1 to 1224 and encodes 407 amino acids. The record is from RefSeq and is a predicted model, not a curated record. Gene Ontology annotation, cellular component: plasma membrane. Gene Ontology annotation, biological process: detection of chemical stimulus involved in sensory perception of smell; sensory perception of smell. The transcript is spliced from 6 exons. Gene Ontology annotation, molecular function: odorant binding; olfactory receptor activity.
AUGCAAACGGAAUUAGACUUGGACAUAUCGAUGGUCUUGUCAAAGUUUUUCUUGAGGAGCAUCGGUUUAUGGAUAUCCGAAAAUUCCGCAGAAGAACGUCGGAUGAAAAUAAUGAUCAUUUACACAGUAUGGCAUUCGAUAUUUGCUACAAUCGAAAUUACCAGAGAUUUCUACUUCACUAUAUUGUACAAAGGCGAUAUUCUUUACGUUAUUACCAACAUAUUAACCGUGACAAUGGGUUUAAUCAAGAUAUGUAUCAUAAUGUCGCAUAAAGAGGAAUUUAUAAAUCUGAUCGUGUACAUGCAACAACAUUUUUGGAACGUUAAGUACGAUUUUCGCGAGAAAGAAAUUUUGAAUAAUUGCAAAAAAACUUGCACCUUCUUCGUCUGUUCUGUCACCGUCAUGGGUACAUGUGCUAUAAUAGCUUAUCUAACAACACCGAUUAUUGCAAAUGCCGGGAAAAAUAAUUCCGAAAGAGUAUUGCCAUUCAACAUAUGGCUAAAUUUGCCAGUAUCUAUGUCGCCUUACUACGAAAUGAUAUUUACUCUACAGACGAUAAAUAUGUAUCAAAUAGCUGUCACCUACUUUUGCUUCGAUAAUAUUUUCUGCAUUCUGGCCAUACAUUUGGCUGGUCAGUUUCGCAUACUUCGAUACAGGUUUUCAAAACUGUGCGAUAUAGAACAUCAGAUAAACGAGAAGGAAUCGAUGAUAACAAACUAUGCGCAUACGUUUUAUGAAAAAUUGAAAAUGUACGUUCGACACCACCAGGCACUGAUCAACUUUUGCGACAGACUUGAAAACGUGUAUACGAUGUUGAUACUUGGACAAGUGUUGGUAUUUAGUGUGUUAAUUUGCCUGUUUGCUUAUCAAGGACUAUUGGCUGCUGCCUCUCUUGCGAGACGCUCGAUUUUCAUCUUUCAUUUAAUCGGAUCAAUGGCGCUAUUGUUUAUGUUCACCUAUAGCUGUGACGGUGUGAUAGAACACAGUGAGAAAGUUGCUAUCGGAGCAUAUUCAGCGCUGUGGACGACCAUGCCAAUGAACAAAUCUGGGAGGAUGAUUCGAAACGAUCUAAUAAUGGUGAUUGAGCGAUCAAGAAGAGUUUGUUGUCUCACCGCGAACAGAUUUUUCCCUGUAUCGUUAGAAACUUAUAACAAGAUUUUAUCUACCGCAGCAUCAUAUUUCACGUUACUAAGAAAUAAUUUAGAGAACGAAAUUGAAAACUGAUUGGUAAAAGCAAAUCUCCAACCAAUUCGGUAAAAUAUUCGUAGAAAAUUACCUAUGAUAGUAUUCAAAAGAAUUGUAUAGGUACAUCUAUUAAAAAAGAUAAAUCGUUGAAUAGAAAAUAAACGAUAACUAAACAUACGUAUAAUCGACUAGAGUCGCUCGCUUAUGACA